UAUGGCUGUUAAUGGUUUUAUGCUGAAUGAAAAAUCACUUUCUUGCACUCUUUGUUCUAAACUUUGCUUAGAAAGAGAUGCAACAAUUCUUACCCAUCAUCAUUCUAAUUUCUGUAUGGAAUGUUUGCAACAAUUAAAUAUAUCCAAUUCAGAAAUCACUUGUCUCUGCAAUGAAAAAACUCAAUUGGCGAAAAAUCAGAUUUGUAACUUGGAAAAAAAUAUACUUAAAGAUGUCAAAACUGUAAAAUUAUGUCCGAAACAUUCAAAAGAAUUGUCGUUAUUCUGUAAAGUACAUAAUAUUGGAAAUUUGUGUACAAAAUGUUUUGAGGAAUGUCAUCUAAACUGUGAAAAUAAUACACAAGAAAACUUGUUAGAAAAAUACAUAGAUGAAGAUAAAAGUUAUCACAAAGCUAUUUAUAAUAGAAUUGAUCAACUUCAAAAGAUAUGGAUAUUAAAAGUUGAGAAAAAUUUUACAGCUUUAAAAAAAAAAGUUCAAGAUGUGAGCGAUAAAAGAAUAAAUAUUUUAAAUGAUCUUUUUAAGCAAGAUAUUACUUUGAAAAAAAAUUGUGAUGAAUUAAAAGAAUUUUUAAAUAAAAAAAUUGAAUUUGAAUUGUUAAAUGAUUUUUCACUUAACUAUUCAUUGGAAAAUAUGGAUUAUAUACAACGUUUUGUAAAAGGUGGAAGGAAACUGCAAUUUUCUGCAAAAUGCAAAACUGAUAAGGAAAUUAAUUAUGCUAUUGAAAUGAUACACUCCAAUUCUGAUGUGGAAAGUAUUGACUUAUCUUGUAAUAAGAAAUUGGGAGAUGAUAAAUUUUCAAAAAUAUUUCAGCAACUUUAUAAAUCUUCAACUGUUCUAAAAGAAUUGAAAUGUUCAAAUUGCGAUUUAAGUGAAAAUAAUAUGGAAGCCAUUGAAAAUUUAAUAUCAAAUUGUUCAAACAUUGAAAAAAUUAAUAUUUCAAAAAAUUCAAAUAAAGGAACAGGAAUUUCAAAAAUUGUUCAUGGACUGUUCAAUUCUUCAAAUAGUUUAAAAGAAUUAAAUUUUAGCUUUUGUGAUUUGGACAAAUCUACUACAAAAAACAUUGGAAUUUUGUUGAAUUGUUGUAAUUCAAUUGAAAAUAUAGAUUUGUCGGGAAAUUUACGAAUAGCCAAUAGAAUAACAUGUGUAUUUCUUGGACUAUUAAAUUCAACAAACACCUUAAAGGAAAUUCAUUUACUUGGCUGUGAUUUAGCUGAAAAUGAAUGUAUCAAUAUAGGACAUAUGCUCAUGAAUUUUCCUAAAAUUGAAAUAAUCAACAUUUCUGAAAAUGAGAACAUGGGUAAUGGAGUAUCAAGUAUUUGCUCUGGACUUGUCACAUCAGCAGAUAGUUUAAAAGAAAUCUAUAUGCGAAAUUGUAAUUUGGAUGGAUACCAGAGUUCUUGUCUUGGGAAUCUCUUAAAAAAUUGCUCUAAAUUUAAAAUUAUCGAUUUAUCAGGGAAUUCAAAGAUGACAUUUGGAUUUUUCAAUAUAUGUCAAGGUCUUCUUAGAUCUUCGAAUACUCUUGAAGAAAUACUUUUUAUUGGAUGCGAUUUGAAACGAAAACAGAGAAAGCAAUUGGAAAAAAUGUUUCAUAACAAAAAUGUGUUUUUGUAA
Dimorphilus gyrociliatus is the source of this 1630-nucleotide messenger RNA. The record is from the annotation of a GenBank genome assembly. NCBI's taxonomy places the organism in Eukaryota, Metazoa, Annelida, Polychaeta, Dinophilidae.